UCGAGUCACGUCAACGUCGAAUCAACUCACCUCACCUCAUCUCGCGCUUCUCUCUGUCUCUCUUCCCCUCCCUCCCUCAUCCUCUCUCUCUCACUCUCUCUCUCAGAGUACAGUACCGAGGCAGGCAGCAGCAGCCAUGGGUUCGGAAGACGACCAGCAGAAGCCCGUCAUCAUCGUCGGCGGCGGCCUGGCCGGCCUCGUCGCCGCCUUUGAGCUGGCCGAGCGCAAGGUGCCGACGCUCAUCAUCGACCAGGAGAACGAAAACAACCUGGGCGGCCAGGCUUUUUGGUCGCUGGGCGGCCUGUUCCUCGUCAAUUCCUACUACCAGCGCCGCAUGGGCAUCAAGGACUCGCGGGAGCUGGCCAUGCGCGACUGGCUGGGGUCUGCGCAGUUUGACCGUGACGAGGACUACUGGCCGCGGCAGUGGGCAAAGGCCUUUGUGGACUUUGCCACAGACGAGUUUGAGGAGUACGUCAGGGCCCGCGGGCUGGGCUUCCUCUUCAACGUCGGCUGGGCUGAGCGCGGCGAUGGAAGAUCCGACGGCCAUGGAAACUCGGUGCCGCGCUUCCACAUUGCCUGGGGAGCUGGGCCCGAGGUCGUCCGCAUCUUCGCGGAUCCGGUGAAAAAAGCCGCGGAAGAAGGGCUGGUGCAGUUCAAGUUUCGGCAUCAGGUUGAUGAGCUCAUCGUGGAUGGGACGGGACGGGCCGUUGGCGUCAAGGGCAGCAUUCUGGAGGACGAUGACUCGGCGAGAGGCGUCAAGACGACGCGGACCGUUGUCAACUCCUUUGAGCUCUACGGCUCUGCCAUCAUCGUCACCUCGGGUGGCAUUGGAGGCAACAUUGAGGCCGUGAAGCGGAACUGGCCUGUGGAGAGGCUGGGGCCAAAGGUACCCGAGCACUUUGUCGUCGGUGUGCCCGCUCACGUCGAUGGCCGCAUGCUCCAGAUCUCGGAAAAUGCUGGUGCCAACAUUGUCAACCGUGACCGCAUGUGGCACUACACUGAGGGUCUGCAGAAUUGGGAUCCCAUCUGGCCCGGGCACGGCAUCCGCAUCCUGCCAGCGCCUUCGUCUCUGUGGCUUGACGCCAAUGGUAAACGCUUCCCGCCAUACUUGUUCCCGGGAUCUGAUACCCUCAGCACGCUCAAGGCCAUCUGUGCGACCGGCUACGACUACAGCUGGUUCAUUCUUGAUCAGUCCAUCAUUGCGCGUGAAUUCGCCCUCUCGGGCUCGGAGCAGAACCCAGAUCUGACUGCCAAGAGCAUCUGGGAGGUGUUCAAGAACAGAAUCUUUAGCAAGAAGGGCACGGUCAACGUGCAAUUGUUCCAGGAAAAUGGCAAAGACUUUAUUGUCCGGGACACCCUCAAGGAGCUGGUGACUGGCAUGAACGAGCUGGCAAAGGAGCGGAAUGGCCCUGUCCUGGACUACGACAAGGUCAAGGAGGUUGUUGACGCUCGUGACGACCAGUUCAACAACACCUACUCAAAAGACGCGCAGGCCAUGCUCAUUCACAAUGCGAGAACGUACUGGCCGGACAAGCGUAGCCGUGUUGCGGCACCUCACCGCCUGCAAGAUCCUGCCCACGGCCCCUUGAUUGCCGUUCGACUCAACCUGCUCAGCCGCAAGACACUCGGCGGUCUCGAGACUAACCUCAACAGCAACGUCAUGAAGAAAGACAUGACGCCGUUCCCGGGGCUCUACGCUGCCGGUGAAGUGGCGGGAUUCGGCGGUGGAGGCGUUCACGGUUACAACUCGCUCGAGGGAACGUUUCUGGGAGGCUGCAUCUUUUCCGGCCGCACAGCUGGGCGAGCUGUAGCAGACGAGUUGUCCGAAGUCGUCAAGGAGUGAAAACCCCACAACUUAAUGCGAGAAGCGGAAUAAACGGCAAGUGGAGGAGUUGGCAUUCUUGAUUUUUAGUGUUAAGGCUAUGGCUAUUCUAUUGAUUUCAAUGAGACCAAUGACAUACAUGUGUUCACGACACGGCGUGCGUAUUUUUCCUAUUUGACGGUUUCAUCAUCUUCCCAUUGCUCUAGUUCCGAGAAAGAGGCAUCGAUUAUGUAGUUAGAGACUUGGAGUCAUCCAGGGACCAGGGUGUUACGAUGCUAGGCUAAAUAUCUGAUUGGUGGAACAUUUCGCAAAGCAACUGCUUCGGAAG
This is a messenger RNA of Trichoderma virens Gv29-8, 2150 nucleotides long. RefSeq lists its product as uncharacterized. NCBI's taxonomy places the organism in Eukaryota, Fungi, Ascomycota, Sordariomycetes, Hypocreales, Hypocreaceae. The transcript has a single exon. The record is from RefSeq and is a predicted model, not a curated record. Gene Ontology annotation, molecular function: oxidoreductase activity, acting on the CH-CH group of donors. Bases 137 to 1843 code for a protein of 568 amino acids.